Messenger RNA from Chaetomium strumarium, 1395 nucleotides. RefSeq names its product Pex19 protein family-domain-containing protein. The record is from RefSeq and is a predicted model, not a curated record. Bases 253 to 1242 code for a protein of 329 amino acids. Gene Ontology annotation, cellular component: peroxisome; peroxisomal membrane. Gene Ontology annotation, biological process: protein import into peroxisome membrane. Lineage: Eukaryota; Fungi; Ascomycota; Sordariomycetes; Sordariales; Chaetomiaceae. The transcript is spliced from 5 exons.
UCGGCUCAUGGUGGGGCAUGGAGCUAUUGGGUCGGGGAAUUUGCACAUGCCAAUGCCGACGUCGCCAAGUACCUUAAGCAUUACGGAGUACCUAGAUUGACAGCCUCAAGCAUCCCCCGCGCGCUAGUUUAAGUCUUCCCCGCGAUUGCUCUCCCACGUGGGGUUCCAACUUCCUGAUCCAUACCCACACCCCGGGGUCUCAUAUCUGCCCCUCGCAACUCACCCUGGCACAAGCUUUGAGACACCAUCACAAUGGCAUCACCCGCAGGUGAUAUUGGUGGGUCGAAGAACGAUGCAGAGGGAGGCGCAUCCGCCGUGGACGCGCAGGGGAAGAAGACCGUGACGGUAGAGGACGUGGACGACGUUCCUGACCCGGACGAGGAUGACUUGGACGAUCUUGAUGAAAUGUUGGAUGAGUUUUCCGCGGUGAGGAUCGAUGCGAAAAGGCCAGAGGCGCCCUCAGGACCACCCCAGCAAGGUGCCGCAGGCGUCAAGGAGGACCAGGUCUUGUCCGAGGAUGACUUCGCAAAGCAACUGCAGGCCGGUAUGGCCGAUCUGCUAGGGGAGUUGGAAAGUUCUCCGGAGAUGCAAGCGCAAUUCGAGAGCAUAUUCAAAGAGCUGGGCGCCGCUGCAUCGGCGAGCGCAGAGCAGACCUCGACAGCUCCGACCCCUCCAGGGUUCGGCGCCGGCGGCUCGGCUUCAACAGAGACCGCCGCCGGUGCUGAAGCAUCGUUCCAAGAAACCAUCCGACGGACAAUGGAGCGGAUGCAGACCUCGGGCGAGCAGGCGACAGCGGCAGCCGCGGCCGAGGGCUCAGACAACUUCAUUGCGGAACUCCUCAAAGCGAUGCAGAGUAGUAGUCUUGACAGCAGCGAAGGCAAUGACGAGGAGUUUUCAAAGAUGCUCAUGGGGAUGAUGGAGCAACUUACCAACAAGGAGAUUCUCUACGAGCCCAUGAAAGAGCUCGACGAAAAGUUCCCCGAAUGGCUAGAGAAGAAUAGGGACAAAACCUCCGCGGAGGAUCUCAAAAGAUACGAAGAGCAGCAGACCCUGGUGCGAGAGAUCGUCGCCAAGUUUGAGGAACCAACGUACUCGGACGCUAGCACGGCUCACCGGGAAUACAUCGUUGACCGGAUGCAGAAGAUGCAAGCCUCCGGGUCGCCGCCCUCAGACCUCGUCGGGGAUAUGCCCUCGACUCAGGAUGUGCUCAACAUGCCAGACGAGUCGUGCAAUCCCCAAUAGUGCUAACCAAUCCGAGAAGGCGUAGCAACUAGUCAGGAUAGCUCAGCAUAAUUCUAACCGCUACCCUUCUUCAACUCUAAUACCAUAACUCAAUGCAAGAGCCCAUCACACUUCCCUGUGUGUUCAGCAAGACCCAAAGCGCCGACCAACAUG